Notolabrus celidotus (New Zealand spotty) is the source of this 3435-nucleotide messenger RNA. It is a transcript of the gene pals2b, whose product is annotated as membrane protein, palmitoylated 6b (MAGUK p55 subfamily member 6). The transcript has 14 exons. The coding region runs from base 338 to 2071 and encodes 577 amino acids. The record is from RefSeq and is a predicted model, not a curated record. Gene Ontology annotation, molecular function: protein binding. Gene Ontology annotation, cellular component: plasma membrane; cell-cell junction. NCBI's taxonomy places the organism in Eukaryota, Metazoa, Chordata, Actinopteri, Labriformes, Labridae.
GUCAGUAGAUGAGGCGGGGCUUGUCAAUUUGAUUGGCGUCGUGUUCUCUGGUAGUCUGCUGCGGGACCAGGACAGACAGCUGAGGGGGGCUUGAAUGUCCAACCGGGACGGUCGGUAGACCAACGCGAACUCGCACGCACAACUCACAGGUCUUCACAGUUGACUGAUGAGCAGCCAGUAGGACGGGGGUUGGGCUACAUCAACUGGCACAGAGGGUCAGCAGUGCCAGACAAGACGAUUGGAGGACAGAAGACAUAGUUGCAGAGCUGCUGGUGGUUUACUAGUGGUUAGCCGUAGCAUACUUGUGGCAGCAGGGAGGAAGAAGGAGGGCUUGGCGAUGGUCACGGCAAUGGAGGAUGCGUGUCCCAACGGGGUACGCGAGGAGGAGGAGAUGACGUCCCCGGGACAACCUGGUGUAGAAGGGCCCUCUGCUGUGCAAUCCCCCCAGGAGCCAAAUACAUCUGGAGCCAUGCAGCAGGUGUUGGAUAAUGCGGCUGAGGCUCCCACCUCCGCAGGCGCCAAAGACAUCGACCUGCUCUUCCUGCGUGGCAUCAUGGAAAGUCCUGUGGCUCAAGAGCAGUUGGAGGAGCCAAAGCUGGAGGCGGUGCAGGACAACAACAUGGAGCUUGUGACCGAGAUCCUGGGCGACAUCAGCAACCUUAAGGUUAAAGAUGACAGUGCUGCUGAGCUGUCCAGGAUCCUCAAGGAGCCUCACUUCCAGUCUCUUUUGGAGGCACAUGACAUGGUGGCAUCCAAAUGCUACGAAGUCCCGCCCCCGACCGAGAUACCCAAUGAUGCAGCGGUGAACAGCGCUCUCAUGCAGGCUGAUGCUGUGCGCAUGAUUGGCAUCCGAAAGAAGGCCGGCGAGCCACUGGGCGUGACAUUUCGAGUGGAAAAAGAAGAUCUCGUCAUCGCUCGAAUCCUCCAUGGCGGAAUGAUUGACAGGCAGGGUCUGCUCCACGUGGGUGACAUCAUAAAAGAGGUGAAUGGAAAGGAGGUCGGCAACAACCCCACCGAGCUGCAGGAGAUGCUCAAAGACUGCAGCGGAGGGAUCACGCUAAAAAUCCUCCCGAGCUACCGAGACGCUCCCGCUCCUCCCCAGGUUUAUGUGAGGCCAUACUUCGACUACAACCCAGCCAAUGAUAACCUGAUCCCUUGCCGAGAGGCGGGAAUGGCCUUCAAGAGAGGCGACAUCCUUCAGAUUGUCAACAGAGAGGAUCCCAACUGGUGGCAGGCGUGCCAUAUGGUCGGAGGUGCUACAGGACUGAUACCCAGUCAGUUCUUGGAAGAGAAGAGGAAAGCUUUCGUCCCUCGAGACUUUGAUGGAUCAGGGAUCCUUUGUGGAACUAUUGCUGGAAAGAAGAAGAAGAAAAUGAUGUACCUGACAGCCAAGAAUGCAGAGUUCGACAGGCAUGAGCUUAUGAUCUACGAAGAAGUGGCAAAGGUACCCGCAUUCCAGAGGAAGACACUGGUUCUGAUUGGUGCUCAGGGCGUGGGUCGACGCAGCCUCAAAAACCGACUCAUGGUUCUUCAUCCCACACGCUUUGGCACGACCAUACCCUACACUUCUCGGCGGCCACGUGACGAAGAGUUGGAUGGUAACUCCUACCAUUUCACCACAAGGACAGAGAUGGAGGUAGAUGUGAAAGCCGGGCGGUUCCUGGAGCACGGCGAAUACGACGGUAACCUCUACGGCACAAAGAUCGAGUCCAUCCAUGAGGUGGUGGGAACAGGACGCACCUGCAUCCUGGAUGUCAACCCACAGGCUCUGAAGGUGCUGAAAACAGCAGAGUUCAUGCCUUACGUGGUAUUCAUUGCAGCGCCAGAUUUUGAUACUCUCAAGGGCAUGCACAAAGCUGUGGUGGACGCAGGCAUCACAACCAAGCAACUCACGGACGUGGACCUGAAGAAGACAGUAGAUGAGAGCGCUCGGAUCCAGAGGGCGUACAACCACUACUUCGACCUGACCAUCGUCAACGACAACUUGGACAAGGCCUUCGAGACAUUACAGGCCGCUGUGGACACGCUGUGCAACGAGCCCCAGUGGGUCCCGGUCAACUGGGUGUACUGAGAACCAGCUGCUGUGUUCACACUGACCACUCUGAGCGGGUCGGCAUGACCCACCAGCAUGUGUGUGAUUUCAACCUGCAAAGGCCAAAGAAGAGGAGGAGAAGUAAUAAAAAGAAAAAAUUCUCUAAUAAUCACUCUUCCUCCUCUCGGGCCUGCACGCUGUGCAACUUUUUUAUUACUCAAAACUCAAAGGGAAAGAGUGCUUAUUUAUUUUAUAACUUUUUAUGAAAGAUCUUUCUAUUCAAUGUGGAAUUCCAACGAUUGAAACAAAAAAAUCUGGUUGCGUUACGCGGGCCAUAUUUUUGCAUUAAUUUAUUGUAGUUUUAUUUCGUAGUCGUUUCUAUUGUUUGAUUUCAAGUAUUUGUGUCAGUUUUUCUUCAUGGACAUCAAGGAUUUAUGAUCACCAUCAUAACCUCAAUCAGAAGACGAAGAAAGGAGAUGGAUUAGAGGAACUUUGAGCGGUCAUUGUCCUAGAAACCUGUGUCACAUGUCUGAAAAUGUCUAAAGAUCUGUGUAGACGUUUAAUUUUUGCUUCCAAACAACUUAAAUCCUUUAGAGUUUUAUGUAGCCGACCCUAAACACAGGAUCAACAGUGCAGAAAUAGAGGUUCAAAGGCUCACAUGCGCACAAUACAGUCAGUAUGUAAAAGAAAAUCAACCUUAUGAUGUAUUUUUCAUGAUCAAACACUCUGUUAAUUUCGUUUACGUUUGUGUUCUUGUCCUAGUUUUUUUCUCAGUGAUUUUUGAUGGUGUCUCAUGUUUUCUCAGGCAUGAUCAUUUGAUUAGUUUUUGUUUACUUUCCUCUUACCAGCCUGUCUGUGUCUGACGUUGUCAUUGUCUCGAUAAGCCAGUUUGUUAAUGUUUGAUACUUGUAAGUGUGGCACAAACCUGCUCUCUUUUUACCGUCCUGAUCUUCAGUGUCGCAGUAUGCCAAAGCCCUGAUCUUACUCCAAAUAAAGAUGGAAACUCAUUUUUGUUCAAUCAGAUUGGUAUUCCAGCUUCAGGCUGUAAAACACGUGUAUGAUUUUUACACCUAACUUUGGAUGGUAAAUCAUCCAGCAAAGCCAAAGGGUCAAACUUGUGCUAUUGUUCGUCUCACAUUUGAAAACGAGUAAAAACAGCUCUGUUAAUUUGUUUUGAAACUUGAGGACAACACAUGUAGGCCCCUGAGAAAUGACAAUAUGUGGAUUUUGUUUGCAGUAUAUAUUUCUAUAUAUUAAGUGGAAGGUCCUGAGGCCACUCUGUGCCACGUAUUAGAAGAACAACCCUGCGGUCUGUUGAACUAUUUUCACAUCAACCUCAUGUCUACUGUUGUUUUUACAUUUUUAUCAGCAAAGCUAUGACGAAUAAACCUUAACAAACCUCA